This is a messenger RNA of Marasmius oreades (fairy-ring Marasmius), 960 nucleotides long. RefSeq lists its product as uncharacterized. NCBI's taxonomy places the organism in Eukaryota, Fungi, Basidiomycota, Agaricomycetes, Agaricales, Marasmiaceae. Gene Ontology annotation, molecular function: phosphoric diester hydrolase activity. The record is from RefSeq and is a predicted model, not a curated record. The transcript is spliced from 9 exons. Gene Ontology annotation, biological process: lipid metabolic process. The coding region runs from base 1 to 960 and encodes 319 amino acids.
AUGGAAGUCUUCGACCAACAGGCUUCUCCAAGUACAGCGAUGUACUUCCUCCCUCACAUCCUUCAAAGUCUCGCCUUUGCAGCGACGACUUUCGGGUUGUUAGUUCCCCAGGCGAAGAGGGCAACAGUCUGUAAUGGACACGCUGAACUGUGUCUUCGAAGCUACGGAAACGUGACCUUUUUGGGAUCGCAUGAUUCGUUUGCAUUUAGUGAGAAUCCUUUUGCGCUUGCGAGAACUCAAGAGGUCGACAUCCCGUCACAACUUGCGCUCGGUGUACGGUUCCUACAAGCCCAAGCUCAUAUGAACGAUGGACAGCUUCAUUUCUGUCAUACAGAUUGCGUUCUCUUUGAUGGAGGAACCGUCGUGGAUUAUUUGGGCAAGGUCAAAACCUUCCUCGACGCGAACCCAAACGAAGUCAUCACGCUACUAUUCACCAAUCCCGAGGGUGCAUCGAUUGCCGAUGUGUGGAAGCCUGCAUUUGAUGACUCUGGUAUAACCCCACUUACGUUCGUACCCCCUCAUCAACCAAUGAAACGGUCCGAAUGGCCUACACUGGGUGAGCUCAUCGAUAGCGGGAAACGAGUGGUUGUUUUCCUAGAUGCAGGUGCGGAGAAUGGAGGUGUUGAGUCUAUUCUUCCUGAAUUUACGAUGAUCUGGGAACCCCCUUUCAGCUCCACAGACAAGAAUUUUCCAUGUCGUGUUGACCGAAUCGAAGGCCCACUGACCCCCGCUGAUCAUAUGUACAUGCUCAAUCAUAAUUUGAAUGUGGAAAUCGUGGACGGAGUGCUUCUUAGUGACAGAGUGGAUGCACCUACAACAAAUGGGAUUGCUUCGAUUAUGGCAGAUGCAAAUGGAUGUAGGGGAUUCGCGGACGGAUUACCACCCAAUUUCGUGAUGUUGGAUUAUGUUAAUGUCGGACAGGGACUGACAGCAGUAAAUCAGUUGAAUGGGUUGGCGUAA